Messenger RNA from Aedes albopictus (Asian tiger mosquito), 2553 nucleotides. RefSeq names its product putative mediator of RNA polymerase II transcription subunit 26. The record is from RefSeq and is a predicted model, not a curated record. The transcript is spliced from 3 exons. NCBI's taxonomy places the organism in Eukaryota, Metazoa, Arthropoda, Insecta, Diptera, Culicidae. The coding region runs from base 435 to 1739 and encodes 434 amino acids.
UAAGGUUGUAGUGGUAGCAGUGAUCCAAACGCGAGUGAGAAAGUAUAAUCGAAGUGAAAAUGUCUUUCUGACAGUUCCUUUCCAUCAUUCCCAUAUGUGGAACAGAGAAGUCAAAGCCGUCAAAGCAAUCGAAUGAAAAUUUCACUGCUCACUGCUUUCUGAUACUCACUAAAUACGCAGGUUGUGAUCACGACGUACCCACAACAGAAGCACCUUGGUGUGCAGUGAGCUCGGGUCAUCUUAUUCGGUCGUGUGAACUUGCCAACGUAAUCAUUGCUAUUUUUAUUUUUCGACUCCGCAUACGAUUUUUCUACUCUUGUCUCACCCGUAUAGUGCUGGAUGCAGAACUCUGCGAAUUCUACGUCAGAAGCUGCAAAGUUCCUCCGGGACCCCCAUCCGAUAAGGAUUCUGCCCAAAAGUGGCGAAAACAAAAGAUGGCGUUAAACAUCGCUGUUCCGCUGACGACCGUCGGAGAUCUGUUGGACGGCUUCGGGCUACUGUCACCGAUUUCACCACUCAGUGUCGACUGUUGUGGUGUUACGACCACCGGAAGCCAUGGCCAGAAGCAGCUGGUAUCGCCCGUUGGCAGCGAAUCGAGUGGCGUUAGCUCUCUGGAUUCUGACGAGAUUAAGAAACCGUCCUCGCCACCAACUACACCAACGGAGGAAGUGGAAAGCCCAACGACUAGUUCUCCAUUGUCAUCCCCCGAGAAGACUAUUUCGGAAACAGUUAACGAGUCGGAGUCGAUCGAACCAAAAUCGUCUAGCUCGUCGUCAUCGUCGGCAUGUUCGUCGCUUUCGUCCACGGAUAGCAUCAGCAGCAACAGUGAUGGCAUCGGCUCGGACGAAUUCGUUGAUGCCACAGCGCAGGAUCUGCCCGAUUCGGAACCGACAAUGCCGAAGGUGGUCAAAGUCGAAAUUGGUGGCCGCAACGUGCUGAAUCUUCUGGACAACCUAACUUCGCCGGAUCACUUCCGUUUGCAAUUCGCUCAGCUGCCGGAGAAUGAUAAUAUUCAUUUCUUUCUGGACAAUCGUUCCCAGUACCAUCGUUUGGGAGCGAAUGGCCAUAUUCAGGAAUACACGAUGGUCAAGUGUAAGUGUUGUGAUUUUCGAUAUCCGGUAAAUGGAACAUCACCGUCAAACGGAGGAGGAGCUACAGCGAGCAUGGGGCAGGUCAAUUUGGCGACAAUUUUCCAGCAACAGCAACAACACCAGGCACAGCAACAGCAAACGUUCCAGUGGAAAAGCUACAACAACUACGAUAGUAUUUCAAAUAGGAAUAAGAUGGGUUUAAACGUUGCAGUCAAUGCAUUUAACAAAACAUUCGGUGGUGGCAACAAUGGCAGUCAGUAUUUCCGCAACAACGUGGCCACUAGUCUUUUUGGAAGGGAUUCCAACCGCAACAACAACAACAGUGGCGGCAAUUUUCUCAACAGUAACAGCACCAGCACGUACAACAACCACAAAGCAUAUCAGCAAGGAUUCGGUUCAUCAAACAACAACGGCAAUAACAAGUUCAGCUCUCAAUACGGCAACUAUCAAUUCCAACAGCAACAACAUUCGCAACCGCAGCAGUUGUUCUCCAAGAGUCAGCAAAUGCGUUACGCCAUCAGCAAUAGCAAUGGAUCUGCUGCGCUCGCUGCGGCCGCUUCCGCUUUAGCAAACCAAAAUAUGCUGAACUUUAACAACUUUAACAGCAAGAAUAACAUGGCUGCGUACUUCGAUGCCAGAAUGAACUGAAGGGUUUCCCGUGAACGAGCAGAACGUUAUUCCAGUAGGACACCGAAAAGUAAUCGGUGUCGUCGUUCGAUGAUUGUACAGCGAUUGUUAAUAGUUCAGCACCAUUGUGUCUCCCAUUCAUCGUCGUCUUCAUUAUCGUCGUCAUAUCGCUAACGGGACGUUCGUGAGAGUUGACCACUCCCUGUAUGUCCGUAUCCGGCCGAGCUGUAGUAGUUCCUGACGAAUCCUUCCAAAAAAAUCGGCGUAUAAGAGAACAAAUCGUGACCAGCCAAAUCAAAAUAACAAAUGUGGAAUGGAACGAGAGGUUGCUAAUCAGAACAUCAAAAUUAAAGUUUUUUUUACUUCAGGAUAAUUAACGCAAGCCAGCAGAUCCGUUGUAAUUAUUUUACACACAAACAUACAAGCUUACAUAUAUAUAUUUUAGAAUAAUUGACCUUGCAUAAGAAAUCAAUGUUGAAUUUUAGUUAUUUAUUAUUAAUAUCGAUGUCGAUUGUAUUUCCAAGCAAAAUCCUAAAUAGAUCGAGCUCCUAAUAAGUUAGAUCCGAUUUACCUGUGCUAUCAAUUAGUAUUUUAUCAUGCAUCUAGAGAUGGACCCCAGAAAGCAAACAAACGUCAUAUAGCCGAUGGAUCGAUCGAUUGUCGUCCUAUUUUUUACUGGAAAUAUGAUGAUAGAGAAUUUAUACUACUAGACAGAGGAAAGGAUCUCAUAGUCAAUCAGUUGGAUUAAGACCGAAAAAAAACAACACAAAACACGAACCGAGAAAUGUAGGUUAAAAAUUUAGGGCACAGCCUUUUAGAGUAGAUAAAGACCGAA